Messenger RNA from Bactrocera dorsalis (oriental fruit fly), 3588 nucleotides. RefSeq lists its product as uncharacterized. The record is from RefSeq and is a predicted model, not a curated record. The transcript is spliced from 2 exons. The coding region runs from base 1692 to 2864 and encodes 390 amino acids. Lineage: Eukaryota; Metazoa; Arthropoda; Insecta; Diptera; Tephritidae.
CUGAAAAUUCUCGUAAUGAGCGUACUACAUCUGGUAUUUUAUCCAUCUCGCUCAUGUUAUUCUGAAAUUGUACGUCUAUUGCCUGAUCGGUUACUAUGGGAUUUGUUGUGUUAUUAAGGACACUUUGAACUAAGUUGGGUCCAUUCGUUUCUAGGGCUUGGGCUACCAUAGUUUUAAUUAUGUUUACCAAUUCUGGCGAAAUUUGGAUAGCCGGAGCCGAAGGUCCUGCUGUAGCAGUGGGAGCAGCAUUCCCUAGCAAUGAUGGCCUAAUCAGGUUGUUUGGGUUAGACAUUUUUGGAGAGGUCCUUAUAUGAUUGUGUUAUUUAUUUUGUUUUAAAAAAAAUUUAUGUUAUCCUUUCUAGGAACGGGUUAUUUAUACUCUAGAGGGUCCGGUCAACUCCUGAGUUGGCUACGGAAUCGCAGAGAUAAUUAAUGUUAUUUUGUUACUAAAAAUAUUUUUUUUAUAGGCUGUACAAGCCUUAUUUUAUUUGAUUUGUUUAUAUUAUGAACGAUUUUGUAUUGUUAAAUUUGCUUAAUAUAAAUUUUACUUUUACUAAUUUUCGUGAGAGGAAGAGAAAAAUAUAUUUCCUUUUGUAUAACAAUUCACUUGAUUCUUUUAAAAACUUUCACAAUUUUAAAACAAUUUUUGUUUUGAAGGAUAUUUAAUGGAAAUACAUACAUAUUCACUCUUUUAAACUUUUGAAUUCUUUUAAUUUAUUUUGGUUUCUACAAAUUUUCACAAUCUUAACCUAUUUCUUACAUUAUGAUCAGCUUCAUGGCGGCUGGCAAUGAUGAUUUGGUCCUUUUUUCCUUCUGGAUACUACUGGGUCACCGUCUUGCUCCAAGUUGCUCACCUUCCUUCCUCAAGCAUGGGUAAGGAAUUUAAAUUCAGCUGCUUUCUCUUUGGCACUACUUAUGGUACCUUUUUGAGGUUUUAAUUAUUCGUUGGGAUUGCUCCUUAUUUAGCAUUACUUAUGAUGCCUUUUUACCGAAACUUCCCGUACCGGAUAACUAUUUCGAGGUGCUUCCCGUUUAGCACUGCAUAUGGUGCUUUUUUACCGAAACUUCUCGUGCCGUAUAUUUUAGGCUCGGGCGCCAGUUAAUGACUUAUUAAUUACAAAGUCAAAAAAAAAUUAAUAUUUUAUGGUCAAGAGUGACCUUUAUUGGUUGAAAUCAACUUAACAACUAACUCUAAUUUACAAUUAAACAUAUUCUUAAUAUUGCCUAAAUCUACCUGCGUCAGCACUUUUGGUUAACGUUAUGGCGGAUGUUGGUUUCUGGUUACUUUCGCUUAUGCGGCGCAUGGCGGAUGUUGUUCCCAAUUGUUUGUUUCUGCUGACUAAACGUCUCGAAUAUUUCCUAUUGGGUGAUAGUUGACGUCGGCAGUUAUUGGUUUACUUGCAAUAUUUCUGGUGUUAACUUGCAUGCAUAUGUAUGUUUAUAUCUUCAUAUUCAUAUUCACGCUAUGUAUUUAUGUCUCUUCAUAUUCUUGGGUAUGUGCGACAGAGAACAUAAUUAGGGAGUUCACAAGUCGUACUAUUUGUCGUAUUUGGUCUAUUGGCUAUUAAAUUAUGAAAGUUGUAAAACGAAUCUUGUGAGCGCCCUGUACUAUUUAAUGCACUAUUGCAUGCGCUAUUUCUGCAAUUAAUCAGCUGAUUCAAACAAAACAGAAACAAUUCAUAAAAAUUAAAAUGCCUAGAAGAAGUGAAAAGAGCAAAUUAAUAGCUGCAAUUUGCGAAAAAUACUUACAAGACAUACUCAUGUUGGAAUUAAGUGAUGACGAUGAGCAGGAAGAAGUGGAUGAACAAUUUAGAGUGAAUAUGCUUAUAUUAUUGAACAAUCGCCGAAGUGCUCACUUAGGAGUUUCUAAGUCGAACCAUUGGGAGAGGAAUGUAUUAAAGCAUUUUGACGAAAACAGAUUUUGCCAAAUGAUGCGCUUAAACCAAACAGAAUUUGCUUACCUUCUAAACUUAAUAAAAGAUGAUGAUGUGUUUCGAAAUGAUUAUAACGCAGCACAACUUUCGAUCGAUACACAACUUAAGAUCGUCCUUUUUCGAUUAGGAUCAUCAGGUGAAGGACUUUCGGUUCGUAAAGUGGCAUCCUUGUUUGGUAUAGGAGAUGGCGGUACCAUUCAGAUCGUAACCAGGCGAGUUUUUAAAGCUAUUAUUAACUUGAAACAAAGGUUUUUAUACUGGCCCGAUGAAAGGGAGCGAUUAAAGCUUAUUGCAGCAACAGAAAAGGAAUUGCCUGGGUGUGUUGGAUACAUUGAUGGGUCUGAAAUUAAGUUGGCCGAAGCACCUGUGAGGAAUCACGAAAUAUUUUUUUCCCGUAAGCGCCAAUAUUCUGUAAAAAUUCAAGUUAUUUGUGAUCAUCGGCUACGCAUAAGACAACUUACACUUGGUUACCCGGGAAGUGUUCAUGAUGCGAAAAUGUUCUCGGGAUGUUUGCUCUCAAAACAUCCCAAUAGAUUUUUAUCAACCUCGCAAUGGAUAGCUGGAGAUAGUGCAUAUCCAUUAAAGCCAUUUUUAGUAACCUCGUUUCGGCAAAAUUGUACAGAAUAUAGCAGAGAAGAAAAAGAAAAUUUCAAUAAAUACUUUUCCAAAUACCGCGUACCUAUUGAAAAUUGUUUUGGGGCCUUGAAAGAAAAAUUUUCAAGUCUAAAAGAACUCAAGUUCAGAUUGCACACUAUCCAAAACAAGAGAGAGUGUAAUGAGUGGAUAAUGGUCUGUUGUAUUUUGCACAUUUUUAUAAAUUUCAACAACGAAGAACAUGAAAGCAGCGUGGAACCCAGUGUAAAUUUAUUACCAUCAACAAACCUUAGACAUAGUAUACUGAACUUUAUUCAAAACCAACCUAUUGUUUAACGUUUUUUCUUAUAUAUUUAUCAUUGAAAUAAAAAAAUUAACUUUACCUACUAGUAUUACCCUCUACUUUACCUGUACAGAAUUCGGUAUGACGCUAUGCUUUCAAAUGUUACAAAAAAUAAAUGAUUAAUUUCACUAAAUCAGACAAAUUUUAUUUCAUUUAAAUUGUUUGGUUAGACAUAUAUAUACGAGUAUAUAGAUAUACACAUACGUACAUUUGUCGGAUUGUUUGUUUUCUUUUGUUUUUUAGCUUUUAUAGAAAAGUAAACAAAUAUUUAUUUUAUAAAUUACAGCAUUUAUAUAUUUUAUAAAAUCGUAUAUAUGUAAGUGUUCGUCAUAUCUAAAACACCAAAAUUCAAUGUAAUACAGUUUGGAACUUACGUUUACUAAUUUAUUUUCAAUAAUUUUUUAUAAAAGUAUAGCUCAUUCUAUAAUAUAAAUUGCACAAUUAAAUAUUUGUGAAUUUCGUAAAAAGCUUGAAACUUUUAUUUGUAUGGUUUAUAUUAUAGAUAGAGCUAUACUUUUAUAAAAAAUUAAUACUUUAAAUUUUGUUGUUUUAGAUAUGACGAACACCUUAUGUAAUUAAAAUGUUUACAUAUUUAAACUCCGGACUAUCGCAGCGUUAUUAAAGAGCUUUCGGCUGUUUCUUAAAACAAUUUUUUGGCACUUCAGGCGUAACAUUAAUUAAUUGAAUGUAUAAAUAAAAAUAUAAGUUAACGAAAUU